AGUAUCCUACAAUCAAAAAUCCUGAAAUUAGAGCAGAUUCCAGAGCGCUCCGCUCUAAAAUCUUUGAAAUAGAGGAGUCUCGGACUACAAUGUCGUCCAGCUUUUCUGCUAAUCAGUAUGAUGGAGCCUACAAGGCGCAGAAAUUGCAGAACUGGACUGUUCCAAAACACUUCAAAGAGAGACCCUCUGCAGCUGAUGGACACACCACCUUUAUAACCAACGACCAUGGCCACCUACUUCCCGGAAUGAAAGCUAAGAAUGGAAGUGCCUGGACAUCAUUUGUGGGCACAUGGGAUUUGCCAAACCGUAUCCCUCCGACCUACAUUAACCCCACUGCACGUUCACACGAGGGGCAGGAGCGUCUGAAGAACUGGAAUAACCGCAAGGGCACCACCAAAAAGGCCUCAAGCCCACGGUCGGAAGCAGAUGCCCAAAACACUGGCCGGGCCUCCAAAACCCAAGAGGAGCUCACGACUGACCCACCAGUGAAUCAGGAGCAAUCGUUAGAGCCAGCACCAGAACACCACGCCUCCCCCACUACUUGUGGCCUGCCGGACUCUGCGAGGACUCCAGAACCAUACAGGCCUACCUCCCAGCAAAGCCCAGUGCCUUCCCAGAAGAGCGCAGCCAAUAGCAGACCAGCUUCUCAGAAUUGCCAUUGCGAUGGUCAGCCAAAUUUAUCCAAUGAGUGACCAGCAACUCAACAGAGUUCAGACUCACCUGAAGAGCUCAGGCGCACAGACUGAGCAGUGAUAUCACAGGCACACCCAGGAUUCUUUAUUUUCUCUCUUCUUUUUAUUAUCAAAAUCUGCCUCUCUUGUAUUUGUAUGUAUUGAAACAUAACUCAUAGUAAAGAAAGAUGACUGAAAUGUU
Molecule: messenger RNA, 873 nt
Organism: Alosa alosa (allis shad)
Lineage: Eukaryota; Metazoa; Chordata; Actinopteri; Clupeiformes; Clupeidae
Gene: cfap126
Product: cilia and flagella associated protein 126
Exons: 5
Coding region: 90-692 (200 amino acids)
Biological process (GO): cilium organization
Cellular component (GO): ciliary basal body
Source: RefSeq, a predicted model, not a curated record